AUGGCGUCCACUUCCGAUGUUCCUGGUCGCGUUGGCGUGGACUUCGGCCGCGAGUACUGCUCGCUCGCCAAGCCGCACACGAACUGCUGGCGAGUCCCCCGGGUUCAAGUUCACGGCCACUCCCCCUACGAUGACUUGCUGGCUCGGCCGACGGCGAGUCCCCCCCGUAUCUCUCGCCCAACCUCGGGGGGCCUUGGGUGGUUUGACGAUUGGCCCGUCGAACUGCUGAUGGAAACCCUCGAGAACUUGGACUUCAAGUCCUUGUCGGCCUUCUCGCGGGUUUCUGUCGCGGCCUGCAAUGCGGUCCGCGCUCUCCCAGCCUACCGGGAGCUCCUGGAGCACGCCGGGGGCGCUCUGUCCGUCCUCGGCAAGACCGGGCUGCUCGCCCACCACUCGGUUUCCUCGCUCCGUUCCGCCCUUCGGUCCCCUUACUGCGCUGUUUGCUCCCGGUUUGGAGCCUUCCUUUUCAUGCCCACGUGCCAACGUGCUUGCGCCGAAUGCCUCACGCGGGAACUGGAAUUCAUGGUUGAUUCUCCCGCCCACGUCAGGUCAUUCUAUGGCCUAACCAAGGACCAGAUGGCCUCGAUCCCGGAGCUACGAAUCCUGACAGGCGCCUACGCUGGGAAGCCGCAGAGAAUGGGAGAUUGCUGGAUCGAGCUUUACGGAUCUGUGGUCAGCGUCAAGCAAGCGGGGGAUCUGGCAGCGCAGCUUGGCGUCCGCCCCACGUCGCGAUACCUCGGAGCGCAGCUCUACGGCGAGCAGCCAGACCCUGGCCGGUGGGAAAAGCAGGUCGAAUAUACGCUCGAUGACAUCGAAGUGUUCCGGGACUGCGCCUACUCGGGACCUAGUUACGUCCGCUUCCCGUUCCUCGCGGCGUCCGGCCGCGUUGACAACGGCCGGUGGUGCCGAGGCUGCCUGCGCACGCGCUCCGAUUUCCUCGCGGGCAAGCUCCCCGGGGAGGUCAUCACAGACGUCAGCACGCACGCAGUCGGCGGCUGUGUGGCAACCCACAUCGGGGCCAUGGCCUCUCGCCUGUGGUCGGAGGAGGAAUUCGCGAAGCACGUCACGCACUGUUACGGUGCGCGCGCUUUCUCCGCGAGAUGGCACCAUGUACACCAGGAGAUGCAGGAGAGGGGGUUUCAACCCUGGAGGAUGGCGCCGGUCAGGCACAUCACCGCCCUAGAACGCGCACGCGGCCCCGAACGAAAGCCCUACCCUAGGAUGGCCGACAAGUACGAAGAAUGGAAGAUCAUGAUCGAGGAGCAUCGGCAGUACGUUGGCGACUUGGCCGGGGACGAAAGACCGACGGUGUAUUCCAUUCCUCUCUGGCUUGGUCCCACCGAGUAUUAA
Chaetomium fimeti is the source of this 1350-nucleotide messenger RNA. RefSeq lists its product as uncharacterized. The coding region runs from base 1 to 1350 and encodes 449 amino acids. The transcript has a single exon. The record is from RefSeq and is a predicted model, not a curated record. NCBI's taxonomy places the organism in Eukaryota, Fungi, Ascomycota, Sordariomycetes, Sordariales, Chaetomiaceae. Gene Ontology annotation, molecular function: protein binding.